Molecule: messenger RNA, 2417 nt
Organism: Pomacea canaliculata
Lineage: Eukaryota; Metazoa; Mollusca; Gastropoda; Architaenioglossa; Ampullariidae
Product: double-strand break repair protein MRE11-like
Exons: 8
Coding region: 194-2164 (656 amino acids)
Biological process (GO): mitotic G2 DNA damage checkpoint signaling; double-strand break repair via homologous recombination; meiotic DNA double-strand break formation
Cellular component (GO): Mre11 complex; nucleus
Molecular function (GO): manganese ion binding; DNA endonuclease activity; 3'-5'-DNA exonuclease activity
Source: RefSeq, a predicted model, not a curated record
UUCUAAGCUCUGACUACUUUCUGUUUCACUAUGAGUACCAUCAAUACAAAAUAGAUAAAUCUCUGACAUUAAAAUAUGGCCAAGCUUCCACGUGGAAGGAAAGCGAAGAGAAGAAUGUUUGGACUAGGGGGAAUAAGGUGAAGGUAAUCAAGUCAUCUUAAAAAAAGUGUACUGGAAAAUUGUUACCCAUAAGAUGGCAGCCAACAAGGAUGAAGAUAGUUCCAACACAUUCAAGAUUCUGCUUGUCACUGAUAUCCAUCUUGGGUUUGCAGAGCGUGAUCCAGUCAGAGGCAAUGACUCUCUUGUGACAUUUGAAGAGAUUCUAGAAAAAUCACAAGAGCAUAAUGUGGACCUCAUUCUAAUGGGGGGAGACCUAUUCCAUGAGAAUAAACCUUCUCGUCAAAUCAUGCAUGGAUGUUUAACACUGUUGCGCAAGUACUGCAUGGGAGACAGGCCCAUUCAGUUUGAAUUUCUCAGUGACCAGUCUAUCAACUUUGAGCACUGCAAAUUUCCUAUGCUGAAUUAUGAGGAUCUAAAUCUAAACAUUUCGAUCCCAGUUUUCUCCAUUCAUGGUAACCAUGAUGAUCCAACUGGAGCAGGCAAUCUUUGUUCACUGGAUCUCCUCCAUUCUGCAGGCCUUCUUAAUUACUUUGGGAAAACUACAUCUCUGGAACGAAUCCAAUUAUCACCAAUUCUUCUGCAGAAGGGGACCACCAAGCUUGCUUUAUAUGGGCUUGGAUCUGCCCGUGAUGAGAGACUUCAUCGCUUGUUCUUAAAUAAAAAUGUGACAAUGCUGCGUCCUCGUGAAAACAAAGAUGACUGGUUCAACUUGAUGGUGUUGCAUCAAAACAGAGCAAAGCACAGUGAAACAAACUACAUUCCUGAACAUUUUCUGGCUGAAUUCCUUGACUUGGUAUUUUGGGGACAUGAGCAUGAAUGCAGGUUAACACCAGAGUGGAAUGAUCAACAAAGUUUCUAUAUCACACAGCCUGGCAGCUCCAUUGCAACUUCACUGAGUGAGGGAGAGACAAAAACUAAACAUGUUGGGCUACUUCAAGUACGUGGUAAAGAUUUCAAAAUCACUCCUAUCAGACUGGAGACAGUACGACAGUUCUACAUGGAAAACAUUGUGUUGAGUGAGACUAGUCUUGAUCCAGAAGACCAGAAUGCUGUUAGAAAAGUAGAAAUCUUCUGUAGUGAGAAAGUUGAACAACUCAUUGAAAAAGCAGCUAUGGAACACACUGGCAACAAAAAGCAGCCCAAAGAACCACUAAUUAGGCUGAGGAUUGACUACACAGGAUUUGAAACUUUCAGCAUUUACAGAUUUGGUAGGAACUUCAUGAACAGAGUUGCCAAUCCAGACCAGAUAAUACACUUUACUCGAAAGAAGACUAGUGGGAAUUUAAACAAAGCAAACAUAGAUGGCAAUCUCUUGUUGAACUUAAAACCCCAGUCCUUGGAUGCAGCACGUGUUGAGGAUAUGGUGCGAGACUACUUUAGCAAAACAGAAGCUUCAAGUCAGCUGCAGGUUCUUACUGAAAGAGGACUAGGGGAAGCUGUUAAAGAAUUUGUUGACAAAGAAGAGAAAGCAGCAAUUUCAGAACUUGUCAGAUAUCAGCUUGAAAAGACCCAGAAACACUUAAAACUCCGAAACAUAAACCAAGAUGACAUUGAUGCAGAAAUCCACCUUUUCAAGCAAAAACGGAAAGAGAAAACAGUAGAGGAUGAAGAAGUGCAUGAAGCAAUCAAAAGAGCUCAAGACAUGCAGACUAAAAAAGGAGACAAUGCUUUUAGUGAUGAGGAUGAUAGCAUGGAUUUAGGUUUUGAUGACGAAGUAUCUAACACUUCUCGCACUUCUCGAGGGCGAGGGCAGGGAAGAGGUCGUGGAAGAGGUAGCAGGUCAAAAUCAAAGUCAGAUGAAACUAAUGAUCAAUCAGCUUCUGGAAGAGGCGCACGUGGUGGCAGAAGAGGAAGAGGUAAAUCUUUGGCUGUGGUAGAACCGCCAUCACGCUCAAUCAAGGAAAUGUUUUCUGCAUCUUCUCGUGAAUCGCAAUCUCGAGGUCCAAAAAGAGAUUGCAAUGUUGACAAUGAAGAUACUUCUGAUGGAGAAGAUUUAUUCAGCAAGAUCCAACCUGUGCGACAAAAUAAAGCCCACUGCAGCUAAUUCUAGCAGUAAUACAUCAAAAAGAGGUGUUAUAUUUGACUCUGACACUGAUGAAGAGUCUCCACCUUCAAGGAAAAAACGGAAAUAAACACUGCUCUUUUAUAAUCAUCGUGCUCUGCUAUAUGUACACUAUGAAAUGCAUAUAAACUGGUGUAAACUGCAAAUUUGUUCCUACUUUGUCCAACGAUUGUCUCAGUUUUUAUCCAGAUCAAAAAAAUUAUUCUUUAAGGAAUAAAUGGGCAUGAUAACCCUU